Molecule: messenger RNA, 1332 nt
Organism: Pseudomyrmex gracilis
Lineage: Eukaryota; Metazoa; Arthropoda; Insecta; Hymenoptera; Formicidae
Exons: 3
Coding region: 499-1050 (183 amino acids)
Source: RefSeq, a predicted model, not a curated record
GAAACCGUCGUAAAAAACUACAAUAAGAUGGCCGCUCUCAGUCUUCUCCCUGUUGCAAAUAGCGUAAUAAACGUAUAUUUUGUCGUUAUUUAUCAAUAAGAACGUGAUAUACAAGUCUUUAGUUUUACUGUGUUUAUUGGUGCUUCUAUACAAAACAGCUUUUUACCUCCAUUCAGAACUUAUUUCGACUAUGUAUAAUUAUUUUAUCUACUCAAAUUGAUUUUUCUUGCGCAAGCAAAAUUUGAAACAGCUGGAAAUGAAACGUUCUUGAGCUUUUUAUUGUUACGGCUGUAUUAAAUAUGUAAAGAAAUCGGUUAUAGAGAAAAAUACUUUGAAUUUCAGUUACAGAUUGGACACAUUACAGAUUAUUUCUCUUUUUUACUAAAAUCAAGAUGACGAACAAACACUGUUCAGAAGUAUUAAAAUUCAAAAUUUUCACCACAAUAUAAAUUUCAACACUGACUUUUGCUUCCAUUUUUAUAUCAACAAACAAGCCCAAUGCGUCCAACAAGUUACUCCCAUACCAGGAAUCAGAGAUCCAGUAGAUAUAGUGAAGACCCUGUUCCUUCUACUUCACGUUCAAGAACUGAAGAAGAGAUCAAGACAAGAAGAGAAGAAUGGAGACGUCAGCAAGAGUUAGAGAUGGAACAUGAGAGAUUAAAACGACGAAAAAUUGAGGAAUGGGAAAGAAAACGGGCCCAAGAGCUGGGUAAAAGAAGCCCUAGUGACUCUCCUCCUCAUCAUCAUACAGGAAGAUCUUCACCAAUUCAAUAUCUAUCUACUUUCAAAGAAAAAUCAAACGGAGAAAAACCCCUGUUCAAAGGUCCAGAGGGUGCACCCAUUAAUUCGACAGAGUUAUGUCGAAUUCAAAUUAAUAUUUCCAGAAACAUCCCUAUAAAGGGUCCUAUUCCUGAAAUAAAACGAGACAUACCUAAUAUUGAUGAUGUGAUUAUCUGGAGAAGAGAUGCGCAACAAAGGAAGAAGCUAACUUCGAUGCUUGAAGUAGUUUUUAUUAAACUUAUCAGUUUUAUUGCCAUAUCAAUUAUAUAAGAUGUAAAGAUAUGGUCACGUCAAGUCAAAACAUUGUCAAAUGAAACAUAUUAUUAGACCAUUAUUCAUAAUCUAAUUUAAUAUUUAAGAUGACUUUAAAUAUUAGAUUUGACUAUGAUUCUUAGCCAUAUAUUAACUUCUACACGAAGAUUUUAUUCCCAUAAAAAAAUCAUCACUGAAGAUGUAACACUGUGUUUUAAAAAGUAUGAAAAUUGUUACUACAUUUUAUAAAGCAAAACUAAACAGUUUAACAAAAAUAAAAAACAAGAAUAUUUUUUCAAA